AUGCGACGUUACAAAAAGAAAUCAGAGACUGACAAGAGCAAACCAGACAUGAGUUUCGUCAAGUCUUUAGGAAAAGGCACGCACGGCUCCGUCGAUCUCUUCAGUUACACAAAAGACGACGGCACAACGUUCUACAACGCCGUCAAGAUCUCCGAUUACGAUUCUGUCGAUUCUAUCGACAGAGAGUUUCGAAUUCUCUCGGAACUCAGAGGAUGUCUUGGAAUCGUGCAAUCGUUUGGUGACUCUCUGCUUCAAGGAACCGAUUGCAAUGACACAGAAGUCUUCAUGAUGCCAAUGGAGUACGCAGCUGGUGGUACUCUGACCAAUUUCAUCCAAAGAAACAGAAAAAUGUCGGAUUGUCACAUCAAAGACUUCACUCGGAUGAUUCUCCAAGGGUUGGUCUCGGUUCAUAGUCACGGUUAUGUCCAUUGCGAUCUUAAACCGGACAAUCUCCUUCUUUUUCCCCGGUACGAUCAAGAAACGUGGAAUUGUUCAAACGAGUUGAAGAUUUCGGAUUUCGGAUUGUCGACGAAGGCAGGAGAGAAGUCUGAUUGUUGGAACACUGAUUCUCCGUUUGUUGGUACGCCUGUGUACAUGCCGCCGGAGUCGAUCAGAGACGGUGGUUCCGUGGAGCAAACCCUAGAUUUGUGGUCGCUUGGUUGCAUUGUUUUGGAGAUGUAUACCGGUAAGCAUCCAUGGACUGGUGUUGGUCUCGAUAACGUGAAGCCUCUUCUUUUGGAUGGAAAAGCGCCGGAGAUUCCAAAGAGUGUGCCGUGUGAUGCAAGGCAGUUUAUAGAGAAGUGUUUCGCAAGGAAACCUGAGGAGAGAGGAAGCGCUUCGGAGUUGUUGUUGCAUCCGUUUUUGAUCGUAGAUGAUAAGGUGGCUUCUGUUGCCGCCGGCGGAGAGAGACACCGGAUGGUGUUGAGGAUCAGAAAACCUCCGCCGAGUUUGGAAGAUGUUACAGAGAAGCCAUCGAGAUUGAAGAUUAUUUCAUCAAAGUCCUCACAGUUUAAGAGAGUUUUGAAAAAACCCCUGAAGGUUAAGAUUCUUCCUCCGAGAUCCCCGAGAUCCAAUUUUGUUCCUGUUCAGUAG
This is a messenger RNA of Microthlaspi erraticum, 1092 nucleotides long. The record is from the annotation of a GenBank genome assembly. NCBI's taxonomy places the organism in Eukaryota, Viridiplantae, Streptophyta, Magnoliopsida, Brassicales, Brassicaceae.